AUGCCGGAGUCCACACACACCACCUCAUCUGAGUCGCUAGCAACACUUUUAGGUAAGUUCACCCAGUUGAAAUCCAAACGACUAGAAACAAUCAGGCUUAACAAAGCAGAUGUGGCACAAGAAACAAGAAGGCAAAAACUAGCCACGCUUCAAUCAAAAUCAACACAUCAUUAUGAACCUGACUCGAGAAAAAGCCUACCUCAAAAUGAACGUAUAUUGGAAUAUACAAUAGAGGAAUGUGAAGCGUGGGAUGAAAAGCAACAAAGACGAUUAAACACUGGUAUACAAGACCAAGAUAAGUUGGCAGAAGCCUCAUACUACAAAGAAAUUAACAACAUAAAAGUGGACAAGGAGGCCUACCUCAAGUCUUGUCAGAGUGAUCACAAUUCCGACAUUGUUGACAAAAAGGUAAAGGAGGAAGUCAGUGCCAUUGUGAAGGGCUCCAAGGAUCGGAAGUUUAACAAAAAAAGAGGUCGUACCGAUGAUGAGGCGGGCAAUUACAUCAGCGAAAAGAACAGACAGUUCAACUUGAAACUUAACCGACAAUAUGACAAGCAAUAG
This is a messenger RNA of Lodderomyces theae, 561 nucleotides long. RefSeq lists its product as uncharacterized. The transcript has a single exon. NCBI's taxonomy places the organism in Eukaryota, Fungi, Ascomycota, Pichiomycetes, Serinales, Debaryomycetaceae. The record is from RefSeq and is a predicted model, not a curated record. The coding region runs from base 1 to 561 and encodes 186 amino acids.